AUGACCACCAAAGCCAUCGCCCCCGGAUUUCUGGGCAAUCUCACCACGGACCAGGAGUCCAAAUUGCGCCAGCUCUGGGCCAUCAUCCUCAAAUUACACGAUGCUGGCUUGACCGAUGCCGCCAAUGAUGCCAACCAGAAGAGCCCGUCACCCACUCACCGACGAAACUCGUCGUUGACCCACACGGAGACGAAAAUAUCCGUCAGCACUACCUCAGCAUACACAGCAGAGUUCGCGCAGACCUUGCAAGAAGUGGGCAUCCAGGGGGCGGAACUCAAGUCCGUCCGCGAGGCCCUCAAGAAUACCAGCGUCGACGAUCUGCGUCGCAGUCUGCUUAGUACGGCACGACACGACCAUCCCGAUGCGUUGAUGCUACGGUUUCUCCGGGCCCGUAAAUGGGACGUCAACAAGGCGUUCGUCAUGAUGCUGCACGCGCUGGUCUGGCGUGUCAAGGACCAGCACGUUGACGAGAAGGUGAUCGCCAACUCAGAGCUGGAUGCGCUGAAGCAGUCGCAGAACAAGUCCGAUCCGCAGGCGGCGAAAACGGGCAGCUCGUUCCUGGCGCAGAUGCGCAUGGGCAAAUGCUACUUCCACGGGGUGGAUAAGCAGGGUCGUCCGGUGGGCGUGAUGAAAGCACGACUGCACAAGCCGGCCGACCAGAGCGAGGAAGUGAUCAAUCGGUAUAUCCUUCAUGUCAUCGAGACAGUCCGGUUGUUGCUGGUUCCGCCGGUGGAGAAUGUGACGGUCGUGUUUGAUUUGACUGGGUUUUCUCUGUCCAACAUGGAAUAUGCACCCGUCAAGUUCCUCAUCGAAUGUUUCGAGCGAAACUAUCCCGAAUCCCUAGGAACGUUGCUCAUCCAUAACGCCCCAUGGGUCUUCUCAGGCAUCUGGAGAAUUAUCAAAGCAUGGAUGGACCCAGUCAUCGUGUCCAAAAUCCACUUUACCAACUCCGUGGCGGACAUGGAGAAGUUCAUCGCACGCGACCAGAUCGUGAAGGAGCUCGGGGGUAGUGAAGAUUGGACCUAUGAAUACGUGGAGCCGGUGGAAGGUGAGAACGACGAGAUGGCCGACUCAGUCAGCCGAGACUCGCUGUUGGCUGAGCGCCAACGGAUCGGCGAUGACCUGCUUCGCACGACAGGCGAGUGGAUCAGCGUGUGCAAGACAGACAAUGAGGAAGAGAUCGCAGAGGUCAAGACGCGUCGAGCGAACGUGACAGAGGAAUUGCGCCUGAACUACUGGAAGCUGGAUCCCUAUAUACGAGGCCGCAACCAUAUGGACCGCACAGGGGUGAUCAAUGAUGGAGGGAAGAUUGACUUCUAUCCUCAACCAGAGGUCACCGAUGAGACUUUGGCGAAGACAUUAGAAGUGGAACAUGUAGAGAGGACGCAAGUGAAGGUGGUCAAUGUUUGA
Aspergillus tanneri is the source of this 1410-nucleotide messenger RNA. RefSeq names its product CRAL-TRIO domain-containing protein. The coding region runs from base 1 to 1410 and encodes 469 amino acids. Lineage: Eukaryota; Fungi; Ascomycota; Eurotiomycetes; Eurotiales; Aspergillaceae. The record is from RefSeq and is a predicted model, not a curated record. The transcript is spliced from 4 exons.